Messenger RNA from Auanema sp. JU1783, 1758 nucleotides. NCBI's taxonomy places the organism in Eukaryota, Metazoa, Nematoda, Chromadorea, Rhabditida, Rhabditidae. The record is from the annotation of a GenBank genome assembly.
AUGAGAUUAAGUCCUUAUCGCCUUCUUUCAACCACAACUAACUUGCGAAAUGUAGUUAAUGGUAAAUGGACAACAACCCAUUACACUGUUAAGGAUCGUCAAAAUGAUCCUAGAUGGAAAGAAGUUGACAUGGCAAGAGAAUCUGAUCAGUAUGAUGUUGUUAUUGUCGGUGGAGGUCCUAGUGGAUUAUCAGCGGCAAUCAAGCUACGUCAAUUAGCUGAGAAGGAGGGAAAAGAGAUACGUGUUUGUGUUGUUGAGAAAGCUCCAGAAAUCGGAGCACAUACUUUAUCCGGAGCUGUUAUUGAGACUAAAGCUCUAGAUGAGCUUUUCCCUAAUUGGAAAGAGCUAGGGGCUCCAGUUCAUCAACAAGUCACGUCCGAAUCGUUAGGAAUUCUCACGGAAACUGGCCGUAUUCCCUUGCCAGUUUUCCCUGGAAUUCCCCUUCAUAAUCACGGUAACUAUAUCGUUAGAUUGGGACAUGUUGUUAGUUGGCUCGGCGAACAAGCAGAGGCUGCAGGAGUAGAGAUCUGGCCCGGAAUCGCCGCAUCGGAAGUAAGAAUCGCUACUAAUGACGUAGGAAUUGGAAAGGAUGGUGCUCCAAAGGAUGGUUUUGCUAGAGGUAUGGAGUUACAUGGAAAAUGCACUGUUUUUGCUGAAGGAUGCCGCGGUCAUUUGACUAAACAGGUGCUGGAUAAGUUCAACCUCAGAACUCACCCUAUGACUUAUGGUAUCGGCCUCAAAGAACUCUGGCAAAUCGACCCAGCUAAGCAUAGACCAGGAUACAUUGAGCACACUAUGGGAUGGCCACUGCCUAAAGAACAAUAUGGUGGAUCUUUCCUAUAUCACAUUGAAGAUGAAGGUUUACCGUUGGUAUCAAUUGGAUUCGUUGUAGCUCUCGAUUACAAAAACCCAUAUAUGAAUCCUUACAAGGAGUUCCAAAAAUACAAAACUCAUCCUUCUAUUCGAAAACAACUCGAAGGUGGAAAACGUAUCGGAUAUGGAGCAAGAGCCUUAAACGAAGGCGGCUAUCAAUCAGUUCCUCAUCUUUCAUUCCCUGGAGGAUGCUUGGUUGGAUGUACCGCUGGUUUCAUGAAUGUAGCUAAGCUGAAGGGAACUCAUAACGCUAUGAAGAGUGGAAUGGUAGCUGCUGAAAAUAUUUUCAAAGAGCUGAAUGACGAAGUUUCAACGGUGGAGCCUAAAAACUUCCGUGCAGAUUUGGAGAAAACAUACGUUUUGCAAGAAUUGAAGGCUACUCGUAAUGUCCGUCCAUCAUUCAACUCUGCAUUAGGAUGGAUUGGAGGUCUUGUGUACUCUGGUCUUUUCUUUGUUUUGGGUCGUGGUAAGGAGCCAUGGACUCUUGAUCAUGGAAAGCCUGAUAACGAAAAAUUACUGCCCAAAGAUCAAUGCAAACCAAUCGACUAUCCUAAACCAGAUAACGAAAUUACUUUCGAUAUUCUCAACUCAGUUUCUUUGACUGGAACCAAUCAUGAAGAGAAUCAGCCAGCUCAUUUAACCCUUAAAAAUGACAAUGUUCCAUUGGAUGUUAAUCUAGCUCUUUACGAUGGACCCGAAGGAAGAUUCUGCCCGGCUGGUGUUUACGAAUUUCUGCCCCGCGAGGAUGACCCAUCCUUGUCAAGAUUACAAAUCAAUGCUCAAAACUGCAUUCAUUGCAAAACGUGUGACAUCAAGGAUCCUACCCAGAACAUCAAUUGGGUAACGCCUGAAGGUGCUGAAGGUCCAAAAUACUCAGGAAUGUAA